AUGUGUGAUGCGUCAGAUUAUGCAAUCGGGGCUGUUUUAGGGCAAAGAGUUGAUAAAGCACCCUAUGUCAUCUACUAUGCUAGUAAGACCCUGAAUGAUGCCCAAUUGAAUUACUCAACCACUGAGAAAGAAUUGUUAGCGGAAUUUGACCUUGAAAUCCGUGAUAAGAAAGGCUCUGCGAAUGUAGUCGCUGAUCAUUUGUCUCGUCUAGUUGUUGAUUCGAUUAGCAAUUCUCUUCCCAUCUCUGAUUAUUUCCUUGAUGAGCAACUUUUUGCGGUAUCUUUUGCACCAUGGUAUGCCGAUAUUGUCAAUUACAUUGUCACGAGACCCUUUAUCUCUUCAUAUGGGUAUACCUACAUCCUUCUGGCCGUUGAUUAUGUGUCCAAAUGGGUAGAAGCCUUAGCCACCAAGACAGCUGACCAUAGGGUUGUGGUGAAAUUCUUGAAAGACUUAAUUUUGUCUUGCUUCGGUACACUUCGAGCCAUAAUCAGUGAUAAUGGUUCACAUUUCUGCAACAAAGUCUUUGCUAGCUUAAUGUCUAAAUAUGGGAUCACCCAUAAAGUAGCCCUAUCUUACCACCCACAAACCAAUGGUCAGGCUGAGACCCCUAUAGGAAUGUCUCCAUACCGAUUGGUCUAUGGUAAAGCCUGUUACUUGCCUGUCGAACUGGAACAUUGUGCUUAUUGGGCCAUCAAAGCCAUGAACUUUGAUUAUGAUCAAGCCGGUGAGCGUAGGACACUUCAACUUAAUAAGUUGGAAGAACUCAGAAAUGAUGCCUAUGAGAGUUCGAGGAUUUAUAAAGCUAAGACUAAAUUGGAACAUGACAAACAAAUUUUAAGACAGGAGUUUUUCCAAGGCCAAAAGGUUCUUUUGUAUAACUCUCAUCUUGUAUUGUUUCCUGAGAAGUUGAGGUCACCAUAG
Cornus florida is the source of this 921-nucleotide messenger RNA. RefSeq lists its product as uncharacterized. The transcript is spliced from 4 exons. The record is from RefSeq and is a predicted model, not a curated record. Gene Ontology annotation, molecular function: nucleic acid binding. The coding region runs from base 1 to 921 and encodes 306 amino acids. Gene Ontology annotation, biological process: DNA integration. NCBI's taxonomy places the organism in Eukaryota, Viridiplantae, Streptophyta, Magnoliopsida, Cornales, Cornaceae.